GUCGGACACAUUGCCGAGAACUGUCAAGCUCCCGGAAGGCUCUGUUAUAAUUGCAGAGAACCAGGACAUGAAUCUACAGCUUGUCCUCAACCCCGUUCGACGGAUGGAAAGCAGUGCUAUGCCUGUGGAGGUGUAGGUCACGUCAAGGCGGAUUGUCCAUCGGUCCGAGGCAACUUUGGCGGGUUCGGUGGUGGUUUCCCUGGAGGAGGAGGUGGUGGCGGGCAGAAAUGCUAUCAGUGCGGUCGAGCAGGUCACAUUGCAAGAAUGUGCCCUGGGCCGUCGUUUAGAGGCGGUUUCGCCGCUCGAGGAGGUGGAUUCCAGCGACCUCGACCUACAGCCGGUGCGGAUGGAUCGCCUGUCAAGUGCUAUCGAUGCAACGGGGAGAAUCAUAUUGCAAGGGACUGCUUGAUGCCGAGGGACGAGACGACUGUCCAUGCGUCGAAAAAGUGCUACAAGUGUCAAGAGCAGGGUCACAUUGCCAAGUGA
Molecule: messenger RNA, 486 nt
Organism: Kockovaella imperatae
Lineage: Eukaryota; Fungi; Basidiomycota; Tremellomycetes; Tremellales; Cuniculitremaceae
Exons: 3
Biological process (GO): positive regulation of cytoplasmic translation
Cellular component (GO): cytoplasm
Molecular function (GO): zinc ion binding; translation regulator activity; mRNA binding
Source: RefSeq, a predicted model, not a curated record